AUGCUCAAAAAAAAACACCUAAAGAUUGGCUGUAAAAGCUGUUUGAAGGUGCUUCGUCGAACAGUGAUGGGUGAGCAGCGUAGGCUUAUACUCUCUGCAAAUGAUGUUCUGGAAACUAUUUGGUUGUUGUCAGAGAAGAGUCGAGAUGGUGAUGGCGCCGAGUUUGUCAAUCUCACCGAACAGAUGUUGAAUCACACAAACCGUGGUCCUGGCUUCUUCCGCCUGUUAAUCAGAGAAGUUGAAACUCACAUCUGUCAUCAGCAUUACUACACGGCAGUGGCAUUGUUGGAAGAUACAAAUAAGAUAUCUGAUUGCUUGAAAAAUCAACAAAAAUCUUGUGAGUUUGGUCUUCAUCAAGUAAUUGAUUCAGUUAAGCACAUAUAUCAUUAAAG
This is a messenger RNA of Strongylus vulgaris, 392 nucleotides long. The record is from the annotation of a GenBank genome assembly. Lineage: Eukaryota; Metazoa; Nematoda; Chromadorea; Rhabditida; Strongylidae.